Messenger RNA from Vombatus ursinus (common wombat), 2238 nucleotides. Its product is annotated as lysosome-associated membrane glycoprotein 1-like. Gene Ontology annotation, cellular component: membrane. The record is from RefSeq and is a predicted model, not a curated record. Lineage: Eukaryota; Metazoa; Chordata; Mammalia; Diprotodontia; Vombatidae. The coding region runs from base 54 to 1313 and encodes 419 amino acids. The transcript has 9 exons.
GCGCGCCCUCUCCGCCGCAUCCGUCCAUCCGUCCGUCACUCCUUCCUGCACCCAUGGCUGGCCCUAGUGGCGCCCGGACGCCCCAGCGGCUGCUCCUGCUGCUUCUCGGACUCAUACAUGUUGCAUCUUCAAUAUUUGUGGUGAAAAAUGAAACUGAAACUUCGUGCAUAAUGGCUAACUUCUCAGCUGCUUUUUUUGUGAACUACAGCAGUGAGAGUGGUAUUGUGAAUACAACUUUUGAACUUCCACAAAAUGCAGUGGUAUUGAAUAGCAGCAGUUGUGGUAAAGAGAAUGCUUCUAAUCCCAUCCUAGUGAUUGGUUUUGGAAAAGGACAUACUUUGACUAUGAAUUUCACAAGGACUCCAAAGAGUUACCAAGUUCAACUAUUACGUUUCACUUUUAACUUGUCGGAUGAAGCUUUCUUCCAUAAUGCAAGUAAAAGUUCCGAAGAAGUGAGUGUGGAAUCCAAAACUGAUAUUCAGGCAGACAUAGAUAAAAAAUACAGAUGUGUCAGCAGUAACCAAAUAACUAUGAAUAAUGUAACAGUUACCCUCAGUGAUGUCACCAUUCAGGCAUACCUUUCAAAUAACAGCUUCAGCAAGGAAGAAACUCGUUGCAGUCAGGACAAACCUUCCCCAGCCCCAGUGCCUACUACACACCCAACAACUGCACCUAUACCAGCACCUACCACACCUCCUACACCAGAAACUCCAGCUGUUUCCAAGUAUAAUGUGAGCGGCCCAAAUGGAACCUGUCUGCUUGCCAGCAUGGGCUUACAACUGAACAUCACCUAUGAGAAAAAAGACAAUACGAGUGUUAGAAGAAUAUUUAAUAUCAACCCAAAUAAGACUGCUGUAAAUGGAAGCUGUAGCCCGAAAGUGGCAGUCUUGGAGCUGUACACUGAAAAUUCCACUCUUGUUUUCCGUUUUGGAAUGAAUGCAACUACCAGCAAGUUUUUCCUGCAAGGGAUCCUCUUAAAUACAACUUUGCCUGAUGCUAAACAACCCACUUUUGAAGCUUUCAAUGAUUCAUUGAAGGAGCUACAAGCCACUGUAGGGAAUUCUUACAAGUGUAAUGCAGAAGAAAAUGUUCAAGUCACAGACUCAUUUUCAGUCAACAUAUUCAGAGUUUGGGUCCAGGCUUUCAAAGUUGAAGGUGACAAAUUUGGAUCAGUGGAGGAAUGUCUUCUGGAUGAAAACAACAUGCUGAUCCCCAUAGCUGUUGGUGGCGCGCUUGCUGGACUGGUCCUCAUUGUCUUGAUUGCUUAUCUCAUUGGAAGAAAGAGAAGUCAUGCUGGAUAUCAGACAAUUUAAUGAUUGCACUUAUUUAUCCACCACUAUAGAUCAACAGUAGUUGCAAGAAGCCUAUGGUUCAUUUCCCUGAGCUUAAAUUGGUAUUGAAAGGGAGUCACACUUUCUUGUAAACUACUGUCCCCUUCCUCCCCUCCCCCCCAUCAAAGUCUGCUUUAUCAAAUGUGAAGUCCAUCUUGCAACAUUUACUAUGCACAAAAGAGUAUCUUCUGAAAUGAUGGUGUUAAUUUUGCUAACUUGGUUAAAUAUUUUGCUAACUGGUUAAAGAUUAAUAUUUACCAAAGUAGACAUGUAAGCUAAGGUUAAGAGUGCUUUUCUAAAUUGGCAUUGACUUCAUUAUCAUUUAACUUUUUAAGACUGGUGUUCAUUUAUUUCAUUCUUUACUUCAGAUUUAAGCCUCAUAAAGGGAAAACUUCAGUCUUACUACUUAUAGCUGCCCUGUGAUGUAAGUUAGCAAAUUGUUAUGCUGAUACACUUAAGAAAUUCAAAUAACAACUGAGAAAUCAAAAACUAAACAUUUUAAAGUACUACAGAAGGCAGGGCUCUGAAACUCUUUAAAUUAAGCUUUAAAAACCAGAAAAUGCCUGGCAUGUGCAGAGGGUGAGCAAUGCAAUAUUCAGACCUUAUAAUAGGAAUUCAAUUGGACAAAAUAUUUCUUUGGUAUUUUUAAUGCUCUGCCACUUAAAGAGAUGGUACUUUUUUAAAAUAAAAUGGGUGUUAUUUUUAUUUACAUUUUUUGUAAAGUGAAUUUCACUCUUCUGUUUGAAGUUCCAGGGUGAUCCUAUUUCUGCACAUGUGUACAAUAUAGAUUUCACUCUGCUGAUUUAUCUGCUUAAAGCUUGGUUGGGGUUGUACACUUUAAGGAUCAGUUCAUAUGUAUGCAUUGCCUGUAACAAUGCUAAUAAAAAAUUCUUUUUCUUUGUUUGUC